AAAUACAGAACUCAAGAAUUGAUAAGCCAGCAGGCUUGCAUUUCUGGAUUCACUCCGAUGGGAACAUUCUCAAAUUUUGAUGGCAGAUUCCAGUCUUCCUUCCCAUUUCAGAGCCAAGGUUAUCCAGGUUUUCCUAUAUCAAUUGCAGCACUUGGUGGGAGCCAAAAUCAAAACCAGUGUUCAAUGAUUUUCACUGAAACUCAAGGAUUGGACAUGCCACAAAUGGAAGAAGUGUCACUAAUUCCAGAUGAAUUUGCAACAGCAUUGAGCAAUUAUGGAAGCCAAAACCGAGAAGCUGAAGUGAGACAACCUAUACCAGAUGCUUCAAUGGAUCAAAACAACCCAUGA
This is a messenger RNA of Neltuma alba, 348 nucleotides long. RefSeq lists its product as uncharacterized. The record is from RefSeq and is a predicted model, not a curated record. The transcript is spliced from 2 exons. The annotation marks the transcript as partial. NCBI's taxonomy places the organism in Eukaryota, Viridiplantae, Streptophyta, Magnoliopsida, Fabales, Fabaceae.